Molecule: messenger RNA, 693 nt
Organism: Puccinia triticina
Lineage: Eukaryota; Fungi; Basidiomycota; Pucciniomycetes; Pucciniales; Pucciniaceae
Exons: 3
Coding region: 1-693 (230 amino acids)
Source: RefSeq, a predicted model, not a curated record
AUGGCAGAUCCGAGCUCUCCACCUUCCCCCAAGAUCGAUGUAUCGCAAGUACCAGACACCGGAGAAGCGGGACCAUUUGACAACACGAUCACUAUUUCUCAGCAACCCGUCGAACAUUCAUCAGACACCCCUCAGCCAACAAAACGUGCAAGCUCGACCGAGGAAAUUCCUGUCGAUACAGAACUAAUAAGGUCUCCUGAGAAGCGUGCUCGUGAAAACGAUGAGCAGGACAAGCUGGAUAAUCGGCCACUCAAGAUCAAAGCCCCCAGUUCUCAAAGUCCUAAACCUCGUAAACCAUCUGAAACUCAAAGUCCUAAAUCUCGCAAACCAUUUGAAACACAAACCGCUGCACCUAGCGGCCCAUCUCAAAGCACAAAAACCAAUGAGCCAGAAACCACAAAAAAUGAAGACUUAGAUUCCCAAUCGCUUGGAAACUUGACUUGCGCAAUCUGUCUCAGCGCGCCUUCGCCCGCAGUCGUCACAAAAUGUGGACAUGUGACGUGUGGUGAAUGUUUAGCAUCCUCAAUUGUCUCUCAAAACAACAGCUCAUUUGGCGGACUUCCGCCGUUUUUACAACCAGCUGCAAACCAAAUUAACAAUGGAAAGUGCCCGGUUUGUCGGGCCUCCUUACUUGGCGGAUGGGGCACCGCCAUGAGAGGAGCGAUCUUGAAAAUGGGCAAAGCAUCUUCAUGA